Molecule: messenger RNA, 3451 nt
Organism: Passer montanus (Eurasian tree sparrow)
Lineage: Eukaryota; Metazoa; Chordata; Aves; Passeriformes; Passeridae
Gene: PSTPIP1
Product: proline-serine-threonine phosphatase interacting protein 1
Exons: 16
Coding region: 363-1583 (406 amino acids)
Biological process (GO): actin filament polymerization
Cellular component (GO): actin filament; plasma membrane; cytoplasm
Molecular function (GO): actin filament binding
Source: RefSeq, a predicted model, not a curated record
UCACUGCGGAAUGAUCUGCCCCGGGGCUGCUGCUGGGGGCAGCGGGGAAACAGCAGCACCCGUCAGUCAGUCCUGAUGUGUUCUUGGUGGGGACAGACAGCUUUUGCAUGGGCAACCACCACAGGACUAUUUUUCUUUUCUUUCCCUACACCCCAAAAAUCCACAGGUCAUUUCUCUGAGCUGCCUGGGACAGCCCCAUGCUGUUGGCACCAGCCUGACUUCAGGAGGGACAGGUCUGUGGAUGUGUUGCACUCUCUGCUUGGGCUGGGGUGCAGUGACAAGGCUCAGAGCUGUGCCUGCUGCUGCUCUCACCCCACAACAGACUUGCUGAAGGAUUCCUACCCCUCCACAGAGCAAUAAUAAUGACCCAGCUGCAGUUUAAAGAUGCUUUUUGGUGCAAGGAGUUCACCUUCCACACUGGCUACGAGGUGCUCGUACAGCGGCUGCUGGAGGGGAAGAAGAUGUGCAAAGAUGUGGAGGAUUUGCUCAAGCAGAGAGCACAAGCAGAAGAGAGAUAUGGGAAAGAGCUGGUUCAAAUUGCCCGAAAAGCAGGAGGACAAACAGAAAUCAACACACUGAAGGAAGCGUUUGAGAUGCUCAAGCAACAAAUUGAAAGUGUUGGGAACUCUCAUAUCCAGCUGGCAGUAAUGCUGAAGGAAGAACUGAAAGGAAUAGAGGAGUUCCGAGAAAGGCAGAAGGAGCAAAGAAAAAAGUACGAGUCUGCAAUGGAGAGGAUGCAAAAGAGCAAACUGUCCCAUUAUAAGAAAACAAUGGAGGCCAAGAAGAGCUACGAGCAGAAGUGCAGGGAGGCAGACGAGGCCGAGCAGUCCUUUGAACGCACCAGCGCUGCCGGCAACCCAAAGCAAACAGAAAAGAGCCAGAACAAAGCCAAGCAAUGCAGAGAUGCAGCAAAUGAAGCAGAGAACGUUUACAAACAGAACAUCGAGCAGCUGGAUAAGGUCAGGACAGAGUGGGAACAGGAACAUAUCAAAACCUGUGAGGUCUUCCAGCUGCAGGAGUGCGACCGCAUCACCAUCCUGCGGAACUCGCUGUGGGUGCACUGCAACCAGCUGUCCCUGCAGUGUGUGAAGGAUGAUGAGAUGUAUGAAGAGGUUCGGGUCAGCUUGGAGAACUGUGUUGUAGAGUCAGACAUAGACUACUUCAUUAAGACAAAAAUGACAGGAACACAACCUCCAGAUGCCAUCGGCUACGAGAGCUACUACAGCCGGGAGCCGGGCCGGCGCGGCAGCAGCCCCACGCAGUCCUGCGGCGUGAUCAAGAGAUUCUCUGGACUGCUGCAUGGGAGCAGCAAAAACAACACGGAAACAGCCACUCCUUCAGCCCCUCCUCUGGAGAGAACAGAAGGAGUCUAUGCAUCCAUUCUGGUAAAUGAAAAAGCUGAGAUCACGUCAUCACAGGACUACAGAGUACUUUAUGACUACACAGCCCAGAACGUGGAUGAGCUGGACAUCAGUGAAGGAGACACCGUGGUUGUCAUCGCAGAGAACGACGACGGCUGGUGGACGGCGGAGAGGAACGGGCAGCGAGGCUUCGUGCCAGGCUCUUACCUCCAAAAGCUUUGAUGAAAGAAUCCCCAGUCCUCAGACUUUACAAAGAUUCUGUUACUGAAAACAGCACCCAAGGUCUGCUUCAGCUGGCCAAGAGCAUCCCAAUAAUAAUGUUUUUUACAACCACCAGUCAGGAAAUAACCAACUGACCAUGCUUUUCUCUCCCUUGCUCCUGCCUCAUCCCAUUAUUCUCCUGGCCUACACUAUCUGAAAAAACUCCUGAGAGAUUAGGGCUUGCAUGUUUUGGCACAGUCCUACCCUCAGCACACUGUGCUGCCAGCAGCGUUGCAAAGCUUGGUGAUCCUGGGAGUAAAAUCCAGCCCAGAUCUCAGCUGUGCAAAGGGAAAAAUCACAGAAGCAAGUGCAGUUGCUGCAGGCUGGAGGACUGUCCCCAGCCAGCCUGGGAGCCACCCUUAUGGUCACAACAGCCACGUUCUCUGCCACGGAUCCCUUUCUCUCCAUGCACAGGCCAUGCUGGCAUUUUUGACAGAGGAUGGUUUAUCAGUCAUGGAUGAAAAUACAAAAACAGUGAAUGCACCCAGAGAGGAGCACCUGAAGGACCAGGACACAUCUCUCAUAGGAAAUCUUGAGACAGUCCCCAUCACAACCAUCUCCUAACACAAUGAAAUCCGUGCUAACCCUGGGCUCUGCUCUGCUCUGGAUUCUGGGACAGAUGAUGUGCCCAAGGCUUGCUUUUGUCUUGCCUGGAAGGUUUCCCUAACGCCUCUCUGGGAUUAUGAAGUUUAAAAAUCCAGCAUCACAAACAGCAGCUGAGCCAAGCCUGCAGCAGUGCUGCACUGCCCUGAUUGCUCUCCUCUGAGCCCCAGAGAAUUGCCAGUUUCCUCUCCCUGCAGUGUCAGCAGAGCAGCCUCCCUUCCACCCGCUCAGCCUCUGCUGCCCAGGCUCCUUCUGCUGCCUGCAGCCUCUGCACCUCUGCCACAGGCACAUCCUGGGCUCAUUCUGCAACAAAACCUCUUCAGAGAUGGUCCACUGUGCAGGUUCAAUGCAUUUCACAGAUUUCAGCUCUAUCAGUCUUUCUAGUUUAAUAUUUAAGAAUGUUUCCAACUGUUACUGUACUGUACAAGGGAUUGAUGAAUAGUUUCUGCCAUUCUUCCCUUUUUGGCAUUUCAAGAUAGUUAAAAAAAAUUUAAAACCUGGUGAUUUAAUUUGAGUCAGAGCAAACUGUUUCUGGGGGCAGAAUGACUGUUUGCCAAGGUUUCAGGCCUUAAAACUGAAUCAAGACAAUGAAAAUUAAUCUUAUUGAUAUCUGAAUAAUCUUAUUGCUAUCUGAAAGGCAAUGGAGGGACUGUUAGCUCAGACACACAAAAGAAAACAAGAGAAAUCGGGACAAAAGAAAAAGGUGUAAUGGUCAAUGCAAUCUUUUCUUAAAUGAAACACAGUGAAGAGGCACUUGCAGUGUCUUAUUCAAUUCUUCCUUCAAGGGUGGAACAGAAGUUCCAGGCCCUUUCCCUUUGGCAGUCCUUGCCACACUCCCCAGCUCCCCCCAGCACAUCCACAGCAGGGCUGGAGGGCCCUGAGCCCCUGGCACCAGCACUGGCCAGGCUGGAAGGGAAGGAGAAGCUUCUGUGACACACCUCAAGUGACACAGAGGUGCAGAGUGGGUCCAGCUCAGCCAGGACAGAAGGGGAGGCUGCCUGACAGCCACAGCAUCCCUUGUUAGCUACAGCAGGAGAGGAAACCAAAAGCACAAGAGAUCCAAUGUAUUCACUUCUUGAACACUCAGUCUUCCACAAAGAAGAAUGUAAUGAACCAAUAAAUAAAUAAAUAAAAAUAGAUGGACAUUUUGCAGAUUAUCUUAAAUAAACAGAAAAAAACCCCCAAAACCACUGAGAUGCACUUUCUCUACUGGUGUGGGACACACA